Malurus melanocephalus (red-backed fairy wren) is the source of this 3050-nucleotide messenger RNA. It is a transcript of the gene APOOL, whose product is annotated as apolipoprotein O like. Gene Ontology annotation, biological process: cristae formation. The record is from RefSeq and is a predicted model, not a curated record. NCBI's taxonomy places the organism in Eukaryota, Metazoa, Chordata, Aves, Passeriformes, Maluridae. Gene Ontology annotation, cellular component: MICOS complex.
CGCGCGCCGUACGCGGCGCUGUCCAACAUGGCGGCCAAGGUGGCAAAGCUAGUAGCUGUUUCUUCUGGGCUGCCUUUCAUAUGUAUUACUGUAUAUGCAGCAACAGAAAAGGAAUCCAAAAGUCAGCUGGUGAAGCCAGACAAGCUCCCAAUUUACAGUGCACCCCCUCUGAAGUCAAAGUACAUUGAGGAGCAGCCUGGGCACCUGCAGCAGCAGCUCUCAGCAGUGCGACAGACMACCAGCCGCUAUUUUGGGUGGUGCCAGAGCGCUUACGUCUUUGUUAAAAAUGGAAUMAUGGAUUCAAUUCAGUUUGGAAAAGAUGCUUAUGUUUACCUGAACAACCCUCCCCCAGAUUUUCUUCCCAAAGCCGGUGUAAUUACGCUGUCAGGCUUGGCUGGUAUAGUGCUGGCAAGAAAAGGUUCUGUGUUUAAGAAAAUUGCUUAUCCWUUGGGACUUACUACUGUAGGAUAUUCUGCUUGUUACCCUGCCCAGUCAGUGGUCAUUGCUAAGGUUACAGCGAAAAAGUUACUUUGUGCAAGUCAYGAGACCUAUGAGGCUGUGAGGUCACUGUGGACAGAAACGGAAACUGUCACAAAGCAAGAGUCAAAACCAAUUAAGCAAGAAGAGAAGAAAAAGAAAGGAAUUUCUAAUACCAAAACUGAGUCUGCUGUUGAGUCAAGAUCAUUUAACAGAACAGAAUCUUCUCCAGUAGAGUCUUGGAGUAAUGAAGAUCCAGUGCCUUCAUCAGGAACAAUGAAGAAAACAAAAUUUAAACCUGAUCCAAAACUUAUGGACCACGGUCAGUCCAGCCCAGAAGAUGUGGACAUGUACAGUACCAGAAGCUAAGCCAAGUCUGCUUUAUAAACUGCAAAAUGUUACAGAUAAGGGGGAGGGAAGAAGGGAAGAAAUAAUCUUUACAAUACAUACUCUGUGAGGUACAAUUUAAUCAGAUAUUUUCUUAUCUCCCAAUUUGUAUUACUGACUUACAUGAUUCUCUUUAGUGCUUAUUUUGCUCCUGAUUCCAUAUAAGCAGUGGGAAUUCACUCAUUGUCAGUGUCAUUAGUGAGACACUGAGAAAACAAGAUUUGUCAGUGUCUUCUCCCAAUGAGGUUUCUCUGUGCCAAACUUGCUAAUAAAUGUCACUUCACGAAGGAUAUUUGAAACUGCAAACAUAUCUCUGCUUUGGCUCAGAUGUUCAUUGAUCUGAAAGAAGAAUGUGAAGGAUGGGGUUUGCAGAGGCUUCUUCAUCUUUUAUAUUUUAGCUCUGGAAUGAAGUGCAAGUUCCUUCUGGUCUGAGUACYCUUAAAAUCUCCAUGGUUGUCUCUUAUGAACAGCAUUGGCUUUAAUGCUUAUGUAAAAGUCACUUUUUUGAUUACAGAAUAAUUUGUUACUGUUUGCCUGUUUCACAAAGGUGAAUGGAAACAAGUCCUUGUGGACUUUGGUGUCCUCAAAUGUCACUGACGUUGGGUAAAAACACACAACUGAUCCCUCAAUUGAUGAUCUUUCAAUUAAUGAAAAUAUGGGCCUUGYUAUAAAAUUUAGGGGGAAGCAAGAGAAGCCUUAUGAACAGAUAAUUUGGUUGGAAGGGUAAAGCCUGAAAUGCUGCUGUUCUCAGGACUGGGAUGUGAUGGGAAUAUUUGCUCCUCCUGUCCAGAAGAAGAUAUUUCACAACCUGAUUCCUUUUUCCAAGGCUGAUAAUGCAAAGGCAAAUGACCAGUGRAAUAUGGGCAGACAGAAUUCCUGGUAUCCCUGUGAGAUUAGCAAAGUUGUGAAGAGAUGCUGCAGGAUGGAAUGUGCACAAGGCACAAAUGCUGAAUGMGUAACAGAAGGAAAGCUUUUAGGAUGGUUCAGAAACAAAUUGCCAUUUUAAAAUCCAAAUUUCAGGGUARAUGUUGGUCUUUGUUACACAGAGUCCAGUGCAAGUCAGAAAAUGUUAAGUUUAAAAAGAAGAAUUCUAUUAGUUAAACUUGCCUGGGCAGCUGACAGGAUUUAAUAUGUUGUUUCUUUAAUCAUCUCUUAAAGGCCCAGGCAACUGUCAGAAUUCAGGCAGCAAUCAGAGGAUAUUAAAUCAAUCUUCAGAGAGCUCGUGGACAUGACAAAUUUAGUGUUUCAUCACAGAGAGAGAGGAGUAGAAAAAUUAGAUGGCUGGGCUUCAGAUACCAUUUCCAGGGAAACAGAUGAAGACAUAAGUGAAAAUUGUGAAGAAAUUAUCAUUUUCAAGUGCAUGACUGGAUGCCAGAAAUUGUAUUAUCUGUCUCCCUUUGAUCAUAUUCUGGAUAAAAAACCAAGAAAAACCCAUCUGCUCUACUCCUAAAUUGUUAAAUUCUAACUUUGAGUGAUGUGCUACUGCAGCAAGUCAGCAGGAAAGGUAAGAUGAUGCAGAUUUGCUUGGAUUUUGCAGGAGUUGACUGUGGUGAGAUUUUUCAGGAUAUAGUGAAAGCUGUGCCYAGGAAUUGGUCUCCUGGGAGCAGGAGAGGAGCUGCCUUGGAUUGCUGCUAUUGAAGCAGCACAUCUGCCCUUAGGACACUGACCCUUCUAAAGGCUGCUCUGGGACUUCCCAUGCUUUGAGGGCAUUUCCAGUGAAAUCUGGUGAUACAGGUGGGGGUCUCUGGUCUGCAGAAUGUCUGUUGGCUCCUUGGUUGGGCAGGCAGGAGUCACGUGUUCCAUGCAAGCCCCUUCCAUUGCAGCCCCUGACCUUGUUCAUGCUGUGCAUGGCCCUGGUACACAAAGCYGUCCUGGGGCUGUAUUUCAGUCCCAAAUUACUCCUUAGGGCAACAUUGGGAUAGAACUAAACCUCAGAGUUAAACAUCUUCUGGGACAUAACUGAAAAUGAGUGUUCCUGCCCACUCUGAGUGCACAGGAUGAGGGAUGCAGUUCUGUAGCUGAUAGAAUGGAGUCUCUCUGCUGUGUCAUUUCUUCGUGRUGGGUGAGAGGAGUGAGCAGCACAGGUUUAUUCCAGCUCAGGGUUUGCCAGGURUCUGCCCCACCCCUGGAAGUGUCCAAGGCCAGGUUGGAUGGGGCUUGRAGCAACCUGGGACAGUGRAAGGUGA